AUGAAUUUCGGCGGGACGUUAAGGAUAAAUAAAUUCGCAUGUUUUACGUUAGCGUUUAUUUUGUUUCUCAUAAUAUAUUGGCGUUCGGGUGGGUCAACAUAUCCGGCGGACAAGAAUGAUUUAAUUAAUUUGAAAACAUUGCUGAAAGCAGCAAUUCACGCUGCUGAGUUAGGUGGUACAAAAGUAGCUGAGGGUAUAAAACACGACAUGGACAUAAAAAGUAAAGGGAAAACCAAAGAAGGAGUUAAUGAUCCUGUCACAGUUGCGGACUAUGCUUCGCAUUGUACAAUGUAUUACGGUAUCAGAAACACAUUUCCAAAAUUGAGGGUGGUGUCAGAAGAACACUCUAAUAACGAUCCUAAAUGCGAAGGUCAAAAACCGUUUGAAACUGAUACAGUACUAAGUAAUAAUAGGAUAAUAGAAUAUAUGAAUGAUGAACUAGUCUUUACAAAAGAUAUUACCAUAUGGAUUGAUCCCUUAGAUGCAACUAAGGAGUAUACAGAGGGUCUUUAUCAGUAUGUGACUACUAUGGUAUGUGUGGCGUAUAAAGGUAUACCGAUAAUUGGAGUAAUUCAUUAUCCUUUCCCACCACAAAAUCCUCAGACUUACUGGGGUUGGAUUGCAAAAAAAACUUCAAGUAAUGUGGCUAAUAUUGUUCAUAGAGAAGAAAACAAGGAACACCCAAGAGUAGUUGUGUCGAUUUCUCACCAAGGAAAAGUGUCACAAAUAGCUAAAGACGCUUUCGGCCCUAAAACAACCGUAGCCAAAGCAGCAGGGGCCGGAUACAAAGUUAUGGGUGUUGUAAAUGGUACAUACGACGUGUAUCUUCACAACACAGCCAUAAAGAAAUGGGACUUGUGCGCCGGGGACGCUAUAAUACGGACCGUUGACGGUAAAAUGACUACUACCAAAGGAGAUCAUAUAGAUUAUUCACCAGAUACCGAUGUAAAAGUAACGGACGGUAUACUUGUGACUCGAUAUGACCAUAAAUAUUAUCUUAGUAAAAUUUCCAAUGUUUUACCAGUGACUCCUUAA
This is a messenger RNA of Parnassius mnemosyne (clouded apollo), 1035 nucleotides long. Lineage: Eukaryota; Metazoa; Arthropoda; Insecta; Lepidoptera; Papilionidae. The record is from the annotation of a GenBank genome assembly.